Messenger RNA from Myotis daubentonii (Daubenton's bat), 1316 nucleotides. RefSeq names its product caspase-1-like. The coding region runs from base 33 to 1184 and encodes 383 amino acids. Gene Ontology annotation, molecular function: caspase binding; cysteine-type endopeptidase activity. Gene Ontology annotation, cellular component: AIM2 inflammasome complex; NLRP3 inflammasome complex; IPAF inflammasome complex. Gene Ontology annotation, biological process: proteolysis; regulation of apoptotic process; regulation of inflammatory response. The record is from RefSeq and is a predicted model, not a curated record. The transcript is spliced from 9 exons. NCBI's taxonomy places the organism in Eukaryota, Metazoa, Chordata, Mammalia, Chiroptera, Vespertilionidae.
AAACUGCACUCCAAGGCUAGGAGAGAGAAGACAUGGCCGACAAAGUCCUGAAGGAGAAGAGGAAGGUUUUUAUCCAAUCAGUGACCGAGGGCACCAUAAAUGGCUUGUUGGAUGACCUAUUAGAGGAAAGAGUGGUGAACCAGGAGGAGAUGGAGAAAGUAAGACAUGAAAAUGACACAGUUAUGGAUAAGGCCCGAGCUUUGAUUGACUCAGUCACUCGGAAAGGGGCCAAGGCAAGCCAAGCAUGUAUCGAUCACAUCUGUGAAAUCGACUCCCACCUUGCAGAGAAGAUGGGGCUGCCCUCAGGUCCUGCAGUUCCUCCAGAAGUGACUGGACCAGCUGAGUCAGCAGAAACUACAGAUACCCUCAAGCUUUGUCCUCCUGAAGAGUUCCUGAAAAUGUGUCAAGAAAGGGCUGGAGAGAUCUAUCCAAUAAAGAAGAAAACAGACCGCACUCGCCUGGCUCUUAUCAUAUGCAAUAGAGACUUUGAUCACCUUCAGCCCAGGAAAGGGGCUGACCUUGACAUCACAGGGAUGAAAAAGUUGCUUGUGGACCUUGGCUACAGUGUGAUUGUGGAAGAGAACCUCACAGCCAAGGAGAUGGAGAAAGUGCUGGUGGAAUUUGCUGCCCGCCCAGAGCACAGGACCUCAGAUAGUACAUUCCUGGUGUUCAUGUCCCAUGGCCUCCUGGAUAGACUCUGUGGGACUCAGCACAGCGAUGAAAACCCAGAUGUGCUACCUUAUGACACCAUCUUUCGGAUAUUCAACAAUCACAACUGCCUCAGUCUCAAGGACAAACCUAAGGUCAUCAUUGUCCAGGCCUGCAGAGGUGAAAAUCGUGGGGAAUUGUGGGUCAGUGACUCUCCAGCAGCCAUGACAGACAGCUCUUCACAGUCACCUGGGAACCUGGAGGAGGAUGCCGUUCACAAAGCACACGUGGAGAAGGACUUCAUUGCUUUCUGCUCCUCAACCCCACAUAACGUGUCCUGGAGAGACCCUAGUAAAGGUUCUCUCUUCAUCACACAACUAAUCAGAUGCUUCCAAAUGUAUUCCUGGCAUUGGCACCUCGAGGAAGUAUUUCGGAAGGUUCAACUAUCAUUCGAAAAGCCAGAUGUUAGAGCCCAGAUGCCCACCAUUGAACGGCUCUCCAUGCCAAGAUAUUUCUACCUCUUUCCUGGCAAUUGAAAAUAGGAAUUACAGGCAGUCCUGCCCUUCUUUACCAACUUCUAGAAGUACCUUUACCAGUAUGGCACACCUAUUUAACCAUUUGUAUUUAAAUAAAAAUCAAAACACAUAAACUGUGUCUUUGGGUCUUUA